Molecule: messenger RNA, 11095 nt
Organism: Exaiptasia diaphana
Lineage: Eukaryota; Metazoa; Cnidaria; Anthozoa; Actiniaria; Aiptasiidae
Biological process (GO): cytokine-mediated signaling pathway
Cellular component (GO): external side of plasma membrane; membrane; signaling receptor complex
Molecular function (GO): cytokine binding; cytokine receptor activity
Source: RefSeq, a predicted model, not a curated record
AGAUUCGAGAAUCUGUAGUACAGGAAAUCAGCUCGAUGUUUGAAGUGAAAAUAAAUGAACUACGAGACGAAAUGAAGGCGAAAGAUUCYUUGAUUGAGAAGCUCCUCAAAAGAUUACCAGAAAUGGAAACAUCGUGAUAUCAUGUCAGAUCACAAGUGCUUGGUGGAAUCKUUUAGUGGUGUACAGACGUUCUUCGGCUUGCAUUAAAAAUAAAAUGAAUAGAGACUAACAUAUCAGAGUUAUUUUCUGUGAGAGAUUGCACUUUCACAAAAAAAUUUGGCGUCAAAAAAUAUUAAAAAAUAUGAUAAAAUGAAUUAAUUCCAGAAUGAUCUUGAUUGGACUUAUAGAUAAUGAAGUCUUAAGUGUCGUUUUUCACUUCAGGUAGGGUUCCCUUUGUAACUAGAUAUUUAAGAAUCAUAAUAUAAACUUGUGAAUUAAAAAUAUUAAAUAUUAAUGUCUUGGAAAUACUAAGUUAUAUAUUGAACUUUGAGGAAAAGAAAACAAACGGCUUUGUAUGUACUACCCAGGCUCAUGUAAACAUGCAGGGCCUAAUAAUUCAGAACGAUUCAAAUUGUAAGGGGUAAAGAAACGUGCUGUUUCCUAGUACAUAAACGGCUAAUAAACACGGAUGCAAAUGAAAAUACAUCGGUCUUUCUAUUAAAUUUCACCAAAAUCCUAACCUCGCGAUUACCACAUCAAUGUAGUGAUCGCGAGGUUACGAAGAUCACAUGCGCAUGCAAGCUUUACUGGACUCUUUUUCUGCAACUUGUGGAGCGGGUUGAAGGGAAGGCCAAGACUGGAAUAGAGUAAGCGUCCUUUUUUUACGUACUUGUCUUUCUUUUUUAAAAUUUAAUCAAAUGCGUUGAAUUGCGAAUGCUGUCGAAUUUAAGACUACAUCUACCAUAUUCUGGAACAAAUGGAACAAAGCAUAAUUCAUGAUAUAUUUAUAACUAUACAACGCCUGGUAUUAUUUCAAUGAGAUGGGACGUCUGUGUUCCUAAGGCUACGGAAGAAGCACCUGGUUCCUUUAGACGAGAAGUUUCAAUGUUACCAAAGUGCACUAGUGGUAAAUUGACUCCUAGUGCAUGUUUGCUAAAGUCUGGGAUUCACGCUUAUUGUCUAAAGUAGCUGAACUUUGCUAGGUUCUUGCUUGGCAUAAUGACUUAUUUUGACCUCAAGGUAAGGUAUAAAUUAAUGCAGUUAAUCCAUAUUUUUUUGUUAUUGAGAAACUUUUUAUAAUAGAUAUGUUAUGUGUUUGUUUUCAUAGAGCUGGCUGGUUUUGUUUUUAACUUUGCAAUCUGCUCCAGCAAAUAGCUUCCAAACUGUGAAACGUAUUGUCACCGAGGAUGUUGUCCACAAGGCUAAUAUUCUGUUUGAUAACGGAAAAUGGAAUGCUUUUCACAACCAGCCCAAUGCAGAUGUCAUAAGCACAGAACCACACAACUACAUCGGGCCUAAAAUUUAUGACAUUAAAUGCUUAAGGAAACUAAAUUCAGAUCAUUGUUCCAAACAAGUGGGGUUUUCAUUAUGGAUGCGCUAUGGAGGUUUUAUAUCUGACAUUCUUGGGGACGUCAGCCAAUAUCAUGAAACGAUUACCCAAUGGGUGGGGGAGGUCACUCCGAAAGAUUUCAAAUGGAUCAAGUGCUACAACUCUAAAGAGCAUGGAUGGGAUAUGGAAAACUUUCAUAGAAACUGCGAUAGCAGAGGGCCAACUAUCUCCCUAUUCAAGGUUCGAGAUGAUGCGAUUUUCGGUGGAUUCACAAGUGCUUCUUGGGGACUUCCAGAUGAAGACAAGUACGCUGAUAAUGCGUUUCUCUUCUCCAUCAAGAGUGCAGACGGAACCAACUCCUCAASAUUUAAAGUCAAAUCGAGUGAAAAGAGACAUGCCAUUUAUUCCAAUCAAGACUAUGGUCCCUGCUUUGGAACCAAUGACCUCUUUAUAGGAAAUAAUCCACAUAUAGAAGGGUCUUGCUCAAGUGAACUGGGGCAAAAAUAUGAGAAAGCCACAGUCAACGAUGAUGAAGCAAAAACUAUACUGGCUGGGAGUUCUAAGUUUGGUCUCACACAAAUGGAAGUGUUCUACAUGGAAUGUUUCCAUUUACAUGAAUUUCUGGAUUCUAACAUGACUGGUUCAGAGAACUUCAACCCUCAAGACGCUCGAUUAUCAGGUGGUGGAGCAAUUCCAGGCACUUACUUGCAGAUUGAUCUAGGCACCAAGCAAGUGAUUUCUGGAUUUGCUGUAAUUGCAAAAUGCAGCUUUACUUUGGUUUAUUUGAAUGGUGUUUCUCAGGAAGAAACAUAUAACGAAACAGCAGGUACAACAAAGACUUUUACGCCAAUGUCCAAUGUUCUAACUACCUAUGUAUUAAAAACAGCCUUGCUGACCAGAAUAGUUAAAUUCCAGUUAACAUCGCCUAGUUGUGUAUUUUCUGUAGAGUUGUAUGGCUGUCAACAAGAAUGUAACGCUGCCCUAGGAAUGCAAAGUAMGUUGAUUCAAAACUCACAAAUCUCUAGCGACAAUAACGACGAUAACAAGCACUUACCCAUUUACGCUCGAGCGAAUACAAAACUUGGUGAUAAGGGAUGUUGGAAAGCAGACGAUGGAAACUACUUACAGAUCGAUCUUCUUGUCACAAAAAUCAUCUCUAUGAUUGGCAUUCAAAGUUGUUAUAAACAGACGGAUCAUUUUCCAAGUACCUUCAAAAUCAGAUAUGCAGGCGACGAUGGUGUCUUUCGUAACUUCUUUGGAUCUUCCGAGAUUGAGAUUUUACACACAUACCACAAAAAAAAACUUGGUCAGAAAAUAAGCAAGAUAAAAUUGGUCCCUCCCAUUGUGGCAAGGAAACUUCGUAUUUACCCCAAAGAUAAAGCAGAGAUGAGAGUGGAGCUUUACGGGUGUGUUUACCUUAAAGAUUUUGAAGGACCUUCAACUAUCUUAUCAACGGGUCAAAUGAUUCACAACUCGACUCGGGGUUUGGCGCUGUCUGUUGUAAAGAACAGCAACCAAGAAAACAUCUUAAAAACCACUUGGCUGUCAUAUACGAAGAUGGAGUUUUUGAAUGACUACCCAUUGAAUCGAGCACAAUGGGCGUUGGUCGUCUUUUUCAACUUUGUAUUGGAUAACACCAAAGGACAUUUUAGUACCAAUGGACAUCAAAAAAGAUCAUCUUCCAGAACAUCAGAAAAUGUGCCAAAUAGUGUUAAUACACCGAUUGUGAUGGUAGAUCCAGUAGAUAAUGCUGACAACGUUCAAUUAUCAGAUGUCAUGGUAUUCGAUUCAAAGUCCACAACUUCUUCAACGAUAUUAUUACAGCAAACAGUCAUGAGAGAUGGACCGUUUGAAAUCCCAUCAAGUCUCGAUCCGCAGGGAACRAACAGUUUCCCGCUGAAGAUCAUCUCACCAGGCUGGAUUGCACAUCAAGGUUGCACACCAACUGCAAAUACAGGACCAUGUAGUGGUCAAGCUUCAGGGACAAGGUUUAUAUACAUGGAAGGCUCAGCGCCUGCCGUAAAGGGAGAUACCGCUGUUCUAUCAACUUACUAUCGUGUUAGUGCGUAUCAUUGUUUUGAGUUCUGGUAUUUCAUGUGGGGACAAAAUGUCGGUAGAUUGAACGUGUAUCUUGAGGACUCUAUACGGAAACGAGAAUUAGUUUGGAGACUUGCUGGCUCACAAGGAAAUUUAUGGAGGAACGCUAAAAUACCUAUUAAUCGUACAAGAGCGUUUAAGGUACUGAUCGAAGGUGUGGUUGGAGAUGGUUUCAUGGCUGACAUUGCUAUCGAUAAACUUAAAUUCCAUACAAAUCAUUGUGAUUUUGAGCCUUCAAAUGCAAGUCUCACUAAAAUUACAGGAUUCUCAAAGUCUGAUAUCAUUGGACUGAAGUCCAACCAUUCAAAAUACUUGACUCAAGCACUGGCUGGUGCUGGAAUUCCGGCCAGGUUCUGGCAGCCUUGUUAUCAGACAUCCCAAGGACACAACAUACCGCAUUUYUGGUCURCCUGUGGAUCCAAGGGACCAACAGUCACGAUUGUUCAGUACAAGGAAUAUAUAUUUGCUGCAUUUAGCGACAGAGACUGGAACUACUCAGAURUAAGUUCGCCAUUGAACUUGUCUAGCUCACGUUCUUUCAUAUUAUCUCUGUCCAAUCCGUCUUCAUCAAAAAAACUGUUCAAAGUUAACAAGUUGUUUCGACACGAAGCAAUUCAAAUUGACCCAACCAAAGGACCAUGUUUUGGAAAAGCUUUUCAACUUCAYAGUGGAAGUAAGAUUAGCAGCGAGCUUGGAACAGAGUAUGGAAAUGCGGCAGAUUCUUCAUWCUUGACUGGACAKUCUUCGUUUGUUGCAAACGCAGUUGAGGUGUUGUACGCUGGAGAUCAUCCUUGUGACGCAUGGUGCAGUCUGAAAGGCUGGACUUGUGAUUACGUGACUGGAAAGUGUGRCUGUGGAAAUGACAGGAACUACGGUUGGUGUCGCAAAGGGCUUUCACAAGCGUUUCUGGGAGCCUUUAAUGAAAGCCUUCAUCCCGAUCUUUACUGGAACCUAGAUACCUACCCUACAUUGCACGAGACAAAAACUGGUAGAACAGUCACACUUGACACGGAUGAGCAAGGAAAAAUCAAACAACUCGAAAGUGGUUUAAGUCGGAAGGCACUUCAGCUCAACGCCGGAGACUUACUUCUUGGGCUUUAUCAGGACACUUGCUUUAACCUUGAUAUAAUCAUUAAAAAAACUUUCUCUUUUGCUAUGUGGCUAAAGUAUGGGGAAAAAACAGAGAAACAAUUUUUUUUUACCUUCGGCAGCUCAAGCGAAGGCCCAGUGUUUCAGCUGUACCAGACUGAUCCUUCUAAGGAAAUACUGUAUGUAAAAUCACACUUUGGGAACAAAAGGUCAGUCGCCUACUUUCCUUGUCCAAAAAGUGUCUGGUCACACAUUUUAAUAGUGCUAGAAGGCUCAACGUCCGAUCCAACGAUAAGGGUGUAUAGAAAUGGGAAAGUACUCCAAACUAGCCAAAAGGUUGCUUGUGGUAAAUGUAACGUCCAGGACCGAAGAGCUGAUAUGUAUAUUAGUAAAAACGGCCCUUUAUAUGCUUCUAAUGCUUCAGUAGACGAGAUUGCAUUGUGGUGUCGAGCCUUGUCCCAAGAUGAAGUAAAGGAAGUUCACAACUUUUUUAAAGGCCCAGGAGGAUUUUCGAUUCAUUUUCAACUCAGUUUCCCAUCAAAAACCUGGGAAGAUCACAAAGAUCAAGAAUCAGAUKCCUUCAAAGCAGUUCAAUAUAAUUUGAUGACAAAGAUCAAUAGCAUUGUACCAAGUCCUGGGGCAAUAAGUACUACAUAUGAUUGCAGUGGACCAACGAUAUUAAAUUGCUCUGUAACCUUUGAUAUUUACAACAACAAUGGCGACUUUAUUCCUAAAUUUUCUAAUAACGGUGCUUUGGGUACAGAUGUUGAUAUUUCACUAGCAAUUUACACUAUUGUACCACCGGAAAUUCCSAAACUUCAAGGCCAUAACACAAGUACGACAGAAAUCGCUUUACAGUGGGAUGUCCCUGAAAGCUUUUAUUCCAUUUAUCAAUCUUACAACYUAACUUGGUAUCCUGUUGACAACCCUUCAUUGAUAAAUCAUGUCGUCGGCGAGAAUUAUGUGACAUCAAAGAAUUUAACAAACCUGACACCAUACACUUCUUACGUCAUUCGUUUAAAGUUGUGGUAUCUGGGAGACGUCAGUAUGAAUUCCGAGCCUACCACUGUUUGGACGGCAGAGAAAGCACCUGGUCCAGUACAAGACUUGAAGGCUACUUCAAAGGGAAGUGAUUGCUUAGCAGUUUAUUGGAAGAAGCCAUUGGAUCCCAUCGAAGGUCGUAUAAGAUUUUUCAACGUAACGUACUAUGGUGCAUCAACGAGWAAUUCAACAGMGGUUGGCUAUCAAAGUAACGCUGUGGAAUACAUGCAUAAUAUAUGCGAUUUACAACCAACUACACAAUAUAAUAUCACAGUUACAGCCUUUGUCCUACAGCACCUCCUGGCAACGUGUCUUCACACAAUGCUACAGCACCAUACGAUGAUACAAGUACGUGCUUUGUAACGUGGAACCCGCCCCCUUCAGAAACGCUUAAUGGCAACCUAACAUCGUAUCGCUUGACGUUUGUAAAUCUCUUGACCAACRAAAAGGCUUACGUUGAGAUUGCAGCUUGCAAUACGAGCGCAGUKUUAAGGAGUCUCGAACCGUACAGGAUGUAUAGUGUUGUGUUGGUURUUACUGCUGAUACAGGAUUCAGCCCAKYUAGUCCACCAGUCUAUUGCUUCACAAGGGGGACAGUUCCUAGUGCUCCACCAACGAAUACCACCGCAGUGGGCAGUACGUCCACUUCUUGCCGUGUUUCCUGGGGACAAGUACCAUUACUAUUUCAAAACGGAUUCAUAAUGGGCUAUAAUGUUUCCUAUUUGAAACAUGGUGAUUCUAAAACGAAAAUCAAACAUGUCGUGGUGGAAGGAUCUUCAACCAACUCGACAGAGGUUACUGGAUUGGAAAAAUUCACCCAUUACAAUGUUACUCUAGCUGCCUUCACAGACAAGGGCAGUGGUCCUCACGCAAAUCUUACGUGUAGAACGCAGGAAGACGUACCUGAUGACKUCCCUUCAGAGUUAAAAGUUGUUUCAAAAAGUACCGAGAACUGCUCGAUUUCCUGGAAGGCACCAGACAUCGCUAAAGCUAAUGGGAUAAUCCUAGGCUACCGGAUAGCUAUAAAUGACACUAAUUCUACUGAUUCUAAGCAAUCUUUGCCUGAAAUUAUACUCAGUAGCUGCCUACACGCAAAGAUUGKGAAUUUAAAACCCUUCCGCCUGUAUAAUAUCACAAUCCAAGCCUUUAACUCGGCUGGUCUUAGUAACAAAAGUGAAUUGCAAUGCAUGACGGAUGAAGAUGCUCCACUAAUGGCACCACCAAAUCUGACGUGCACACCCAUAACAUCGAAGCAAGUCAGCGCUAAAUGGUCUGAGAUUCCUGAAAUUCAAAGACAAGGGAUUGUAAGGCGAUAUGUCCUUCAGUUCAGACUAUUAAACGGAACAGGCUCUAUUUUCUCUUUGCCCACUAAUUCUCCUGCUCGUUAUAUCCGUGUCGGCCCAAUGAAGGAGUUYAGUCUUUACGAGGUUAGGAUYGCUGGGUAUACUGUCAAGAUGGGAAACUACAGCGAGACACCUGCUACUUGUAUGACACUUGAAGCAGUUCCAAAGAACCCGCCAGAAAACGUAACUGGAAAUAACCUUACUGCCUAUUCAAUAAGAGUGCAGUGGGAUGGUUUAUCUGUCCAGCCAGUUGGAAUUCUACGUCAAUGGAUUAUAUACUAUCGCAUUUGGAACGCCUCACUGGAUACUACCUUAAACAUCUCUGUACCAGUUACCCAGAAGUAUAUUAUUAUCRAUGGGYUGGAGUUGUUCACGCUGUAUUGCAUCCAGGUGGCCGGUUUUACAAUUGAUGUCGGAGUUAAAAGUAACUGUGCCCAUAUAUGGACUGAUAAGAAAGUGUUACCUCCCCCUGACGGCUUGCCAGCAUUCAUCAGCCAAAAAGAAAGCAGCACAGCAAAGAACUGUUCCAUUUCAUGGGCAGAAACCAACAACAGUCACCCGGAUCCCGAUGGUCGUGUAAUUGGAUAUACCAUCUACUACACKCCAGAGGGGASCAAUGAUACUAAAAUGGUUMUUGUGWCAGGACAGAAUACCACAAGCUUUGUCCUACAAGACUUGGAAGAAUACACGAAAUACGAUAUCCAGGUCGCUGCAUUUAACAUUUACGGAGCUGGGAACAAAAGUGUCAGCCUUACAUGUUUCACAAAGGAAGAUGUUCCUUCACAAGCUCCCGUUAACGUAAAAGGUUUCAAUUCAAGCUCUACGUCUAUCGUGAUUUCAUGGGAAGAUAUUCCUACUCGUGAUCGAAAUGGGAUGAUUCGAGAAUAYAGGAUUAUUAUAUACGAAGUAGCUUUGRGGAAUUCAUCAGUASAAAUUAUYACCUAUKUACCAACGAAACGCAGCAGACGAGCUAUCUCCRUCGAUCCUCACACUAGAGCUAUCACUGGCUUGAAGAAGUUUACAAAGUAUGCAUUUCAAGUGUAUGGCGUUACAAUUGGCGAUGGACCUUUAAGUCCUGUGAUCGAGGUCACCACAGCAGAAGAUGCUCCCACAGCUUCACCUACGAACCUCACUGUUGUCAAUUCAAGCGCUUCAAGUCUACUCUUCACCUGGUCUAAUGUUCCAGAAGACAAUCGACACGGCAUUAUCCGAUACUUUGUCAUAUACUACUGGAAAACUGAGUGGCCAAUAGUUGUACUGGAAAAUMGCACUGUGACUAUUGACAGUGUUCGUAUCAACCCCCCUGGAAGAACCCCUGAAUUCAAGUUUAACUUGACCAACUUGGAAAUAUGGACCAGCUAUACCGUUCAAGUUGCAGGUUUUACUGUCCGCCCUGGAGUACCGACGAAGGAGAUAGCUUUAUUUACUGACGAAUCUAUUCCUUGCGAACCACCAGCGUUUAUUACAUUUGACAUACCUAAAUACACUCAACUGACUGUAAUGUGGACAGAGGUUAAUCGCUAUUGCCGAAAUGGUAUCAUUCGAGGCUACAGACUGAUUUACCAGGAAUUACUCAACUCACCUCCAGUAACACUGAACUUCACGCCAUCUGUGAAGACAUACACCCUAGAAAACAUGAAUAUGGAUGCCAACUAUUCCAUACAGCUCUUGGCGUUCACAAGUAGAGGCGAUGGCAACGUAUCCUAUGAUUUGGCGCCAAUAGAUAAAGAUGGUCCAAAAAAACAACCGAUGAAUGUAUUAGCUUUCAAUCUCACAACUCCUACAGCGAUACCCGUAACAUGGAGCCCAAUMCCUGACCCUAUUAUGGUCGAGAGGGCUUUGGGAUACCGUGUCUCRUGGAAGGUACUCUCAAUUGGAGACGUACAAAUUGAAGAAGCUUCUUGGCAAUACUUUACUGUCAGGAAAAGUAGUCUUCARGCCACUAUCAAAGGUCUCUUGAACUUUGCACAUUAUGAAGUGCACGUGUCUGGUUUCAGUCGCGGUGGUAGAGGACCUUCUGGGAUAUCGUCUGGACAGACUUGUCGCUGUUUCAAACGGAUUGCCACAAACUACCGAGUAUUUCCACCAUACAACGCUGCAUUGAUUUCUGAAGAUCUCAAGCAAGUAAACAUGUCAGGAAUGAUUCCAUGGAUAUUGAAUAAUUUAAUUGUGGACUGCUGUCAAAGUUGUCAGUCUCAUGGAACGUCAUACGUAGACUUUGUCACAAAUGGUCACCAACAAUCGGCAUUCCAGAAAACCGAAAAUGAUGUGGUCAAAUUGAUUGACGACACCAACGACCUCAGCUUUCCAAUUUAUGGAUGGAAAUGGCAGACAAAAUAUGCAGAAAUCUUUCGUUUCAUUCCUCUYGUUGAGUCGCCAGGAUUCGCCUUUCUGCUYAUGGAUCCAGAGAAGGACGCUCCAUUGAAAGCGGUUUUAAUGUCGACAUUAGGAACGUGGCCKUAUAUACUUAUUGUGAGCUUGAUGACCCUCAUUGCUGGGAUCAUCAUGUGGUUCUUGGACACAGCAUAUAACGAGGAACAAUUUCCGCAUUCUUACUUGAGGGGAAUGGCCUGUGGCUSGUGGUGGGCAUUUAUUUCUAUGACUACGCUUGGCUAUGGUGAUAAGGUUCCAGUGGCCAAUCACAGCAAAGCAUUUGCAGUUGUUUGGGUCCUUACAGGACUUGCUAUAUAUGGAAUUUUAAGCGGCUCAAUUUGCACUGCAUUCACUUCUAUUGUCUACAAGUCCAAAACAAAUAUUUAUGGCUCCGAGGUUGCUGCCAUUUCCAAUUCUCCUGAGUAUAGGUUUGCAGUUCGUAGAGGUGCAAAAGUGAGCUUAAAGAUUAAUUACUCCAAUUUCGAUGAGGCUUUUGAAGCUUUGACAAGUCGGAAGGUGACAGGAAUGCUGAUGGAUGCUAACGAAGCAGGCACCAAGAAGGACCAGUUCGAAAAGUCGGGAAGUAUACGCAUUCAAAAGGUUUUCGACUUCCAGUCAACGUUCGGAGUAGUGCUUGCAGGACCAUCGGUAAGACUCUAUCAGUGUUCACGUGAAUGGAUGCCAGCAAAUCGUCGAGAGAUGUUUGAUCACAUUAGCAAGUACAUGAAAGUUAUAGAGACUAACCAAAUUAACGAGCUUGUAGAAAUUAGUACUGGAUUACUUGAUCCAGAAUCUGAUGUUUUCAAGGAAGUUUUACGUUACUGUUUAAUGAUUUACGGAGGUUGUAUAGUGCUUGGGUCGUUUUAUGAGAUUUGGUAUCAAUGGCAGAAGAGAAAGAUGGAAAACUUACAAGCAUCUUCACCAGCGUACCAGUUGAAAGUCAAGCUUCAAGACGAACUUAGAACAUUUACAAACGAUUUUAUCCAAGACCUCCAAACAAAGUCGAUUAACCUACGCAAGCGACAUAGAACUCAACUGAUUCGUUUACAUCGCAAGGGAAUAUAGGCUCAAUUUUAUAGUAAUAGCAUUAUCUAUGCUAACUUUACCGAGAUUGUAGCACAUGUACUAUAUCUUACUUAUAGUUAAAUAUAACUGUUAACUGGGGUUAACAUUUCAACAAAAUGUCACGACUACUUUUUCCGGCUAUUGAAGGAACCCUGAAAACACAGAUCCAUCAUUUGAUUUAAACAUUGAUUCCUGGUGGAUGGGGACAGAGGUUUUAUUGGACUGAUGCAUGCAUACAAAGGAUUUUUAUAUAAGUAAAAAAGAAACACCCGAUCACUAGAAUCAACUGAUGUAGUGCACCGCUGGGCCGCGUCAACACGUUGUACGCCGAUUAGUGUAUAAGCAAGUUUAUAUUUUCGAUUAACACGUCCGAACGUCCACAUGUACCUGUCAGUUUCCGGAAGCAGAAUAGAACAAUCUGGACCAAAUAAUCGUAUUCACAACAAGUCCUGAGUCGCCAUAACAAAUUAKUCUGCUAAAAAGUCAGUACGUUAUCUAAAUUUUCUUUUCAAAAUAAAAAAAGUAAAAUAUAAUUGAUUGUAUACAGUAAUUUUGAUACUAAUGAAAUAAAAUGGAAUGGUCUGUUGUUACUUGGGCU